Molecule: messenger RNA, 4627 nt
Organism: Pollicipes pollicipes
Lineage: Eukaryota; Metazoa; Arthropoda; Thecostraca; Pollicipedomorpha; Pollicipedidae
Product: E3 ubiquitin-protein ligase MIB1-like
Biological process (GO): endocytosis; Notch signaling pathway; protein ubiquitination
Cellular component (GO): cytoplasm
Molecular function (GO): ubiquitin-protein transferase activity; protein binding; zinc ion binding
Source: RefSeq, a predicted model, not a curated record
UCCGUUGAUUGGGAGCGGCUUGUGGUUGCGGCGGUGCUUCCCUCCAGCCGUGCGAUGGACAAUGUGUCCAGUCGCAACUCGGUGGUGGCCACGCGCACGGCGCGUAUCAUGAUGGAGGGCGUCGGGGCGCGCGUGAUGCGCGGCCCCGACUGGAAGUGGUGCAAACAGGACGGCGGCGAAGGCCACGUGGGCACCGUACGCAACUUCGAGUCGUCCGAGGAGGUGGUGGUGGUCUGGGACAACGGGACGGCGGCCAACUACCGCUGCGCUGGCGCCUACGACCUGCGGGUGAUCGACAGCGCGCCCACGGGCAUCAAGCACGAGGGCACCAUCUGUGACACGUGCCGCCAGCAACCCAUCUUCGGCAUCCGCUGGAAGUGCGCCGACUGCUCCAACUACGACCUCUGUUCUGUUUGCUACCACGGCGAACACCACCUGCGCCACCGCUUCUACCGCAUCACAGCCCCCGGCUCUGAGAGGGUGCUGGUGGAGCCGCGUCGCAAGAGUAAGAAGACCUCUGUGCGCGGCAUCCCCGGCGGCCGCGUGGUGCGCGGCGUCGACUGGCAGUGGGAGGACCAGGACGGCGGCAACGGAAGGAGGGGCAAGGUGACGGAAAUCCAGGACUGGUCAGCGGCCAGCCCCCGGUCUGCCGCCUACGUCAUCUGGGACAACGGCCAGAAGAACCUGUACCGGGUCGGCUUCGAGGGAAUGGCGGACCUGAAGGUAGUCAACGACGCCAAGGGUGGCACCGUGUACCGGGACCACCUGCCGCUGCUGGGGGAGCAGGGGCCGGGUCGCAGCGCCGGCCACGGCUGGAGCAUCGGCGACCAGGUGAACGUGGACCUGGACCUGGACAUCGUGCAGUCGCUGCAGUACGGCCACGGCGGCUGGACGGACGGCAUGUUCGAGUGCCUCGGCACGGCCGGCACCGUCGUCGGCAUCGACGAGGACCACGACAUCGUCGUCUCCUACCCGAGCGGUAACAGGUGGACGUUCAACCCGUGCGCGCUGAACAAGGUGUCGAGCGCCAGCGGCUCGGCGGGGGACGCCGGCACCAGCCAGUUCGCCGUCGGUGACCUGGUGCAGAUCCACAGUGACCUGGAGCGGAUCAAGGUGCUGCAGCGGGGCCACGGCGAGUGGGCCGAGGCCAUGCUGCCGACUCUGGGGAACAUCGGGCGCGUGCAGCAGAUCUACCACGACAACGACCUGAAGGUGGAGGUGUGCGGCACCUCGUGGACGUACAACCCGCUGGCCGUCACCAAAGUGGCGUCCGAGGGCUCGGUGGCCGCCUCUUCCAGCGGCGAGCGUCUGACAGCGCUGCUGAAGAAGCUGUUCGACUCGCAAGUGUCGGGCGACGUCAACGAGGAGCUGGUGAAGGCGGCCGCCAACGGCGACAUCCAGAAGUGUGAGGAGAUCCUGAAGCGGCCGGACGCGUCCCGGGACGGCGUGUUCGCCGGCCACACGGCCCUGCACGCCGCCUCGCAGAACGGCCACCAGGAGGUCAUCAAGCUGCUCCUGCUGCACAAGGUCGACACCGAGAUCGAGGACAAGGACGGAGACCGGGCGGUGCACCACGCGGCGCACGGCGACGAGCCGGCGGUGAUGGUGCAGCUCAUACAGGCCGGCGCCGACCCAAACGCGCGCAACAAGCGCCGCCAGACGGCGCUGCACAUCGCCGUCAACAAGGGCCUCUACAACUUGGUGCAGACGCUGCUGGAGAACGGCUGCCACCCCAGUCUGCAGGACCUGGACGGUGACACGGCGCUGCACGACGCCAUCAGCAAGAAGCGGGACGACAUGGUGGCGCUGCUGCUGGAGCACAGCGCCGACAUCACGCUCACCAACAACAACGGCUUCAACGCGCUGCACCACGCGGCCCUGCGCGGCAACCCGAGUGCGAUGCGGGUGCUGCUCUCGAAGCUGUCGCGGCCGUGGCUGGUGGACGAGAAGAAGGACGACGGCUACACGGCACUCCAUCUGGCCGCGCUCAACAGUCACGUGGAGGUGGCCGAGCUGCUCGUGCUGCAGGGCAAGGCCAACAUGGACCUGCAGAACGUCAACCUUCAGACGGCCCUGCACCUGGCCGUGGAGAGGCAGCACGUCCAAAUCGUCCGGCUGCUGGUGAGCAAGGGAUGUAACCUGAACGUGCAAGACAAGGAUGGCGACACGCCGCUGCACGAGGCACUGCGGCACCACACGCUGUCGCAGCUGCGCCAGCUGCAGGAUAUGCCGGACGUCAGCGUCAGCAAGUUGGUAAUGGGCCUGGGCAGCCAGGGCUCCGAAAAGAAGUCCUCCGCGUCCAUCGCUUGCUUCCUGGCGGCCAACGGGGCCGACUUGACCAUCAAGAACAAGAAGGGUCAGACGCCCCUGGACCUGUGUCCUGACCCCAACCUCAGCAAGGCGCUGGCCAAGUGUUACCGCGAGAAGUCCGUCGAGGCCACGGAGCGGGUGAUGACUUCGAGCCGCGGCGGCGCGGCGGGCGGCGGCGACGCGGCCGGUCCGGACGUGGCCGAGGAAUGCAUGGUGUGCUCCGACAACAAGCGCGACGUCCUCUUCCAACCUUGCGCACAUGUCUGCACCUGCGCCAGCUGCGCCGACCGCGUCAAGAAGUGCCUCAUCUGCCGGCGGGAGGUGCUCAGCCACGUGGAGCUGGAGGACUGCAUCAUCUGCUCGGACAAGCGGGCCUCGGUGCUGUUCCGGCCGUGCGGCCACAUGGUGGCCUGCCACUCGUGCGCCAGCCUGAUGAAGAAGUGCGUGCAGUGCCGGGCGCCGGUGGAGGCGCGCCUCCCCCUCGCCGUCUGCUGCGGACUCGAAGCCCCCGACAGCGGGGGCGACCUGAGCGACUCGGACCUGGGCGCCACUGGCGGCGCUCCCAGCAACAACACGGCGGCGGCGGCGGCGGCAGCAGCGGCGGCGGCUGCCGCGGCCGCAGCAGCAGCGGCCGCCGCCGCUGGGCCCACCCGCAUGGCCACCUCCAGCACGGGCGCACAGCGGCCCAUGAACAACCACUCGGACGUGCAGAAGCUGCAGCAGCAGCUGCAGGACAUCAAGGAGCAGACCAUGUGCCCGGUGUGCCUGGAUCGGCUGAAGAACAUGAUAUUCCUCUGUGGCCACGGCACGUGCCAGAUGUGUGGCGACCGCAUGCAGGAGUGCCCCAUCUGCCGCAAACCCGUGGAGAAGAGAAUCCUGCUCUACUGCUAGGCCACAGCGCAUAGAAACCCGUGGAGAGACCAAUUCUGCUCGACCGCUAGGCCACAGCGUAUGGAAACCGGUGAAGCGAAUUCCACCGUGCCGUUAGACCACAACGCUCUACUGGGGGUGGAGCGUGAAGUCCUUGUCUACUGCCAGGCCGUAGCUCAGCGCAGCGGGUGGAGGAGCGGAUCCUGGUAUGCGGCUUGGCCAGAGGAUGCCGCAACCCGGGGAAAAGCGGAUCGUGGUCUUUCGUUUGGCAGCAGUGCGCCUCAGUCCGUGGGAGGAGACGAUCGACUGAACCGGUGCGACCACAUUGCGUCCGGAAUCGAUCUGUGCUGUGCGGUAUCAGCUGGCGUGCAGAGUGGUCCGGUUUUCUGUCAUUUUGUAUACCAUACCCAGCUUUGUGGUGUUGGAGCGGACGUGUUUGUGGCCCGCGCGUCCCCACCCUGUGGCUCACCGCCUGACAUCGGAGGGCAAGGGGGGGGGGAUUAGCUCCCCCCCCCUUCCUCCUCCCCCGGAAGCGACAUCGGCUGAACAUUGGCGGCUAUUUGCUGCCGGUUGGCUGCCGCAGUGUUGAGGCGCGCACAUUCAUAUUUCAUUAGAGACAUUGCCGGUGCGUUAGCCGAGCCAGGUUGUAGAGAACCAGACACCGUGGCUACAGUAUUUCUUCCAUUGCCGGAUGUCCUUUUGAAGACACAGUACGACAAGAUAUUUACAAGAUUUCGCAUUAUGAGCAUGCUGCCGUAGUAAAGACAGGCAUUAGCAUGCCAUACCAUUGGUGGGUUCAUCUGACUGAACCGGUAGAAAGAAAACGGUCUGUGCUGACACUUUUUGCCGUGGUGAUGCGCGUCCAUGUUCUGUGCCAGUUGUCCAUUCGGUUCGGGAUGUGUUCCCACCUAUGUAAUUUGCACGCUCUUUAGAUGACGUAUUUCCCGCGGACUCCCGAACGCUUCCAAAUGCGGGUGGGGAGUGAGUUCGAACCUCACUCAGUCGAAGUUUUUCCUAUGCAGCGCCCCUUGUGAAGUCGAUAUAAAUUGCGGCCACAGGUAAGCCUACCAGGUGUGGUAUAUCGCUCCCUGUUCUCUGGCGGCGUGUCAGCGAUACCAAUUCGUCCUGUUAUGAGUGUUGCAUGAUAGUGUAAAGGUAUUGCGUAGCCCAGCCCCUUUGUGUGCAAACCCCUCUCGUUUCCUUACGCGAAGCAUGUUCGUUUAAGAAGACGAGACUGCAUCUGACGUUGCAGAACUCCUACGCCACCGAUGUGGUGCAGCGGUAGGGGAGACCAAUUUUUCACUCGUCAUACGUGUAUUGGAAUAUAUGAUCUGACGCACACUGAUAUAGGUUGAAAAUGUGAUCGCUUGUCCAUUGUGCAAACAUUGAAGUGUGCAUGCUAUAGACUGUAACGACGUUGAACCCAUAAUAAAUUGGUUUAAUUUUU